This is a messenger RNA of Caenorhabditis sp. 36 PRJEB53466, 1088 nucleotides long. NCBI's taxonomy places the organism in Eukaryota, Metazoa, Nematoda, Chromadorea, Rhabditida, Rhabditidae. The record is from the annotation of a GenBank genome assembly.
AUGAACCCUUUGGAAGUUCCCCUUCUCGUUCUCCGCAUUCUCCAUAUCUACCUCCAAUCGUUCCUCAAGUACAUCCUUCCCUAUUCUCUCCUUCCCAAAAAGAGCUUCAAUCGCGAGAAAGUACUAAUUACCGGAGCUGGAAGCGGGCUCGGAAAGCUUCUGGCCCAGAAGAUUGCUGCUCGCGGAGCCGUGCUGAUCCUCUGGGAUGUGAACGGAAACGCGGUCGAAGAGCUGAGAGAUGAGAUUCAGAGAAACGGAGGAGAAGCCCACGCGUACCAAGUGGAUCUGUGCGACCCGCAGAAGACAGCCGAAGUGGCAGGCAGAGUUAUCGAAGAUGUCGGAAAAGUUGAUAUUCUGGUGAAUAAUGCGGGUGUGGCCACAGGUGAGCUAGCCCUUAAAGCUCAUCUAACGAAAAUAGUUUAGCCAAAUUGAUUCUGGACAGCACGGUGCAAGACAUUGAACGAUCGUUUGCAGUGAAUGUGAAAUCUCAUUUCUAUGUAAAUCUAAAUCUGUAAAUGCCUUCCACACACCUGUGCUCCAUUCAGACAGUUCAACAGUUUCUUCCGGCCAUGCUCGAUGAGAACAACGGCCACAUCGUCACAAUUGCGUCGGCCGCUGGAAAGAUGGCUUCGGCCGGAUUGGUACGUCUUCAGAUAUCUUCAGAUUCUCACUGUUUCCUCAGGCCGAUUACACGUCCACAAAGCACGCCGUCGUCGGAUUCCAUGAUUCCCUCGUCGCUGAAAUCUUGGCUUCUGAAAAGAGUGGAGUGAAGGCGACGCUAGUGUGUCCGUACUAUGUGCACACUGCCAUGUUUGAUGGAACCGGUGCCACUACCAGGUCUGAUCCAUUCGCGGGGAAUUCAAAUUCACUGUAUAUAGCACAGAUUUCCGUGGUUGUUCCCGAUUCUGACUCCGGAAUACGUCGUGCAGAAGAUAUUCGAGGCAAUUGAGACGGAACAAGAGUAUCUGGUCACUCCGAAGGCCUUCUAUUGGGUACUUCCGAGCACUCAAAUCCUCCCCUAUCGGGCUCAAAAACUCGUCGGCGACUUUUUCGGACUCAUUCAGAGUUUGGACAGAUUCCAUAGAUAA